CGUGGAGACGAAGAUGGCGGCCGUGACGGCGGUGCCCGUGCGGCCCGGGACGAGUAGCCAGUGAGAGCCCAGCCCGUGGCUGUGGGCCUCCCGCCCGCUCUGACCCGACUUCUCUCUCCCCGCACCCGGUCCCGCUGUUCCCGCCCGCCCCGCAGACGCCAUGGAGGACGAGGAGAGGCAGAGGAAGCUGGAGGCUGGCAAGGCUAAGCUUGCUCAGUUUCGACAAAGAAAAGCCCAGUCUGAUGGGCAGAAUCCUUCCAAGAAGCAGAAGAAAAAGAGAAAAACUUCAAGCUGUAAACAAGAUGUACAUGGUUUAAACACUGGUCAACAGAGUGAUGAGAUGUACAUAAAUAGUUCUCAGAGGGUAGAAUCAGCUGUGAAUACUGCCGUACUGAAAACUCUUCCCAGUGGAGAAGUCUUGAAGCUUGAACAGGUUUUCUCUGCUGAACCAGAAAGUGAAAUUUCAACCACAGCAGAUGAUUAUAGUUCAGAGGUAAAUGGUUGCAAUUUUGUGAUGAAAACAGGAAAGCCUACACAUUUAUUAAUGGAAGAAGAAUUUGGAAUUGAUGAUUCUUAUUCUGAAAGAGGCGCACAAUACAGUCAGACCCACCUAGAGAUGAUGGAAACUGAAUUGGCUGGGAAACAGCAUGAGAUUGAAGAGCUAAACCGAGAACUGGAAGAAAUGAGGGCCACCUAUGGGACUGAAGGACUACAGCAGUUACAAGAAUUUGAAGCUGCCAUUAAACAAAGAGAUGGAAUCAUAACUCAGCUCACUGCCAAUUUACAGCAGGCAAGAAGAGAGAAGGAUGAGACAAUGAGAGAAUUUUUAGAGUUGACAGAACAAAGUCAGAAAUUACAGAUUCAAUUCCAACAUUUACAGGCUAGUGAAACUCUGAGGAACAGCACUCACAGUAACACAGCUGCAGAUUUAAUGCAAGCCAAGCAACAGCUCCUCACGCAUCAGCAGCAGCUAGAGGAGCAGGACCAUCUGUUAGAAGAUUACCACAAAAAGAAGGAGGACUUCAAAAUGCAAAUUAGUUCCUUAGAGGAGAAAAUUAAAGUGUAUGAAAUGGAACAAGAUAAAAAAGUAGAAAACGUGAAUAAAAAAGAAAUACAGGAAAAAGAGGCAAUCAUUGAAGCAUUGAAUAAAAAAAUAAAAGAAGAAGAAGAAAAAACCCUUGAGCUAAAGGAUAAAGUAAUAGCUAUUGAUAAAUUAUUAAGAGAAUUACAAGAACAGGUUGCAGAUAAGGACCAGGAGAUAAGAAAUAUGAAAUUAGAACUGAGUAAUUCUAAGCAAAAGGAAAGACAGUGUUCUGAGGAAAUUAAACAGUUAAUGGGGACAGUUGAAGAACUUCAGAAGAGGAAUCAUAAAGACAGCCAACUUGAAAUUGGCACAGUGCAAAGAAAGGAACAAGAAGCACAAAGAAAAUUAGAACAGCUCCAAGCAGAGCUAGAUGAGAUGUACGGGCGGCAGAUAGUGCAGAUGAAACAAGAAUUAAUAAAACAGCACAUGCUACAGAUAGAGGAGCUCAAAUUUCUUCAUAAGGAAGAAAUGGAGAACACUUUAAAGUCGUUUUCAAAUAUUGCAGUUAAUGAAGAUCAGUUAAAGCUAAUGAAUGUGGCAAUAAAUGAACUGAAUAUAAGAUUACAAGAUACUAAUUCUCAAAAGGAAAAACUCAAGGAAGAGCUAGGGGUAGUUUCAGGAGAAAAGUCUGCUCUACGAAGACAGCUUGAGGACCUCUUUGAAGAAUUAAGUUUUUUAAGAGACCAGAUUCAGAGAGCUAGACAGACAAUAGCUGAACAAGAAAGUAAACUGAGCGAAGCUCAUAAAUCCCUUAGUACAGUGGAAGACUUGAAAGCUGAGAUUGUUUCUGCAUCUGAAUCCAGGAAGGAACUUGAGUUAAAACACGAAGCAGAAGUUACAAAUUACAAGAUUAAACUUGAAAUGCUAGAAAAAGAAAAGAAUGCUGUGUUAGACAGGAUGGCUGAGUCACAAGAGGCUGAGCUAGAGAGGCUAAGAACACAGCUCCUAUUUAGUCAUGAGGAAGAACUUUCCAAACUAAAGGAAGAUUUAGAAAUCGAACAUCGAAUAAAUAUUGAAAAACUUAAAGAUAAGUUGGGCAUUCAUUAUAAACAGCAGAUAGAUGGCUUGCAGAAUGAAAUGAGUCAAAAGAUAGAAACAAUGCAGUUUGAAAAAGACAGUUUGAUAACUAAGCAGAAUCAAUUACUUUUGGAAAUUUCAAAGCUAAAAGAUUUACAGGAAUCACUUGUGAAUUCAAAAUCAGAAGAAAUGACUCUCCAGAUCAACAAACUUCAAAAAGAAAUUGAAAUACUCAGACAAGAAGAAAAGGAAAAGGGUACUCUUGAACAAGAAGUUCAAGAAUUACAACUUAAAACUGAAUUAUUAGAGAAACAAAUGAAGGAAAAAGAGAAUGACCUUCAAGAAAAAUAUGCACAACUUGAAUCAGAAAAUAACAUUCUUAAAGAUGAGAAGAAAGCCCUUGAAGACAUGUUGAAAAUUUAUACUCCUAUGGGCCAAGAAGAAAGAUUGAUAGCCAUAGAUCCUAGUAAGUCCAAAUCCAAAGACUACAGCUGGCAAAAAGAAAUAGAGAUGCUUACAAAGGAAAAUGAGGAAUUCAAACUGCAAUGUAGUCAUCUAAAAGAAGAGAUUGAAAAGCAAAGGAAUACAUUUUCAUUUGCUGAAAAGAACUUUGAAGUUAACUAUCAAGAGUUACAGGAGGAGUAUGCUUGCCUUCUCAAAGUAAAAGAUGAGUUAGAAGACAGUAAAACUAAGCAAGAAUUAGAGUAUGAAAACAAGCUUAAAGCACUUAGUGAAGAGCUUCAUUUACAGAGAAUAAAUCCAGUGAUGGUGAAAGUGAAAAGCUCUAUUGAUGAUGACAAAACUUUUAUAUUGGAAACAUUGGGAAUUGGUGAGGUUGUUGAGAAAGAUACAACAGAACUUAUGGAAAAACUUGAAGUAACCAAGCGAGAAAAAUUAGAGCUAUCAGAGAAGCUGACUGGUCUUUCUGAGCAAUUAAAACAGACACAUGAUCAGAUUAAUUUUCUAAGUGAAGAAGUUAAAUCCUUAGAGCAAGAAAAGGAGCAACUUUCACAGAGAUGCAAAGAACUAGAAAUCCUAAUGCACUGUACUAAAGCAGAACAUGCAAAUGUGCAUGAUGUUCAAUUACACUCUUUAGAAGAUGGGGUUCUGCCUAUGAAAAGUGAGGGUUCUGGAGAUUCUGUUUCUAAAAUCAAGGAUUUGGAGGAAGAAUCAAAAAUAAAGAUAGAAGAUAAAAUUCCAUUUGACAAUAUGACCAUUAUAAAAAAACGUGAGGAAGAACUUUUGCAGACAGUAACAAAUGAAUCAUUGCCUGGGACAGCUGAACUAUGUGAAAAUGAAAAACUCCAGCAGGAGCUUCAUGUACUUAAAUCAGAACAGAAUGACUUACGGCUUCAGAUGGAAGCCCAGCGCAUAUGCCUUUCACUGGUGUAUUCAACUCAUGUGGAUCAGGUUUGUGAAUAUAUGGAAAAUGAAAAAGAUAAAGCUCUUUGCAAGCUUAAAGAAGAGCUUAUUUCUGCUCAAGAAGAAAAGAUCAAAGAACUUCAUAAAGUGCACCAGCUCCAGCUGCAGAGUAUAAAAACAGAAGAGACAGGUGAUCAUGCAGAGCCUUUGCAGAUGCUCAUUGGAAGACUUCAGAAGGCAGUGUCUGAGGAAUGUUCUUAUAUUUCAAAGACUUUAAGCAAUGUCUUUGGUGAAUGUUAUACUCCUUUAAAAUAUGAAGUGAAUAUAGAAGAAAGAGAGAAUUCUGGUGUUUACAUGUCUCAGAAUCAAAACCCAGAAUUGCAAGAGUAUAAAUAUGAAGUUCAAGAUUUUCAAGAAAACAUGCAAACCCUUCUCAACAAAGUGACUGAAGAAUACAACAAGCUCUUGACACUCCAGACACGAUUCACCAAGAUUCACAGACAGCAAACAGUUGGGAUGCAACUUGAAUUCGCAGAAGAAAACCUGGCAAAAGAGGAAGCAGAGUUUUUAUCAGUCCAGUCUCACAUGACCAAUUCACAAAAUAUUGGUGUCAGUCAUAAAAACAAAUGGUCUUCUCUGAAAGAUACGGAAAAAAUUAAACAACUUGAAGAACAAGUUCAAGAACUAGAGUACCGCAUACUCUCUUUACAGCAACAAUUGAAAGAAACUGAAGAAAACUAUGUAGCAGAGAUCCAGUGUUUGCAGGAAAGACUUCAAACUCUGAGUGAGUCCACAGCUCAGCCAAGCUUGUCCAUUGAGUCAGAGGUAGUCACAGAAUCAGAUGCACAGAAAACAGUGUGCCCUGGAAAUUAUCUAAAAGAAAAUAUUGAUGGUAUAGCAGAGUUUUCUGGUGGAUUUGGAGUGAAGCAAGAAAUGAAUAUGGUUAAAUUGAUGGAAAAGCAAUAUCAAGAACGAUUAGAAGAAGAAGUAGCUAAAGUCAUUGUGUCAAUGAGUGUAGCAUUUGCUCAAAAGACUGAGCUCUCCAGAAUAUCUGAGGGGCAAGAAUAUAUUACAGCAUCAAAACAAGAGCAUGCUCUCUGUCAGCAAAAAGAACAUCAUUUUAAUGAAAUGAAAUUAUCACAGGGUCAAGUUGGUCUACAGACUUUUGACACAGUUGACAAGAAUUUUAAAGAAGAAUUUAAACCACUUAGUAAAGAGUUAGGAGAAGAUAGAAAAGAAGUUCUGUUAUUUAAUGAUGGUCUUGAUGAUACGCUGAAGUCAAAGGACCAUGGGCUGACUAUUUCAGAAGAAAUAUCUUCUAAAGAUGAAACAUUUAUAGUCAGACAGUCUGUCCAUGAUGAGGUAUCGGUAUCAAGCAUGGAUACUUCUAGACAGCUCAUGUUGAAUGAAGAACAGCUGGAAGAUAUGAGGCAGGAACUUGUGCGGCAGUAUGAAGAACAUCAGCAGGCAACAGAACUGUUGAGACAGGCCCACAUGCGACAGAUGGAGAGACAGCGAGAAGACCAGGAACAGCUACAAGAAGAGAUCAGGAGGCUCAGUAAACAGUUAGCCCAGAGAUCCUCAAUAGAUAAUGAAAACCUGGUUUCAGAGAGAGAAAGGGUGCUUUUAGAGGAGCUGGAAACACUAAAGCAGCUGUCUUUAGCUGGAAGAGAGAAGCUGUGUUGUGAGCUGCGCAACAGCAGUACGCAAACACAGGAUGGAAAUGAAAACCAAGAAGUUGAGGAACAGACAUUAAAAGAAAAGACACUGGAUAGAAAACCUGAAGAUGUACCUCUUGAUAUAAACCUGUCCAAUGAAAGGUAUGCCCUCCAGAAAGCUAAUAACAGACUUCUGAAGAUCCUGUUAGAAGUUGUAAAGACAACAGCAGCUGUUGAAGAAACAAUUGGCCGCCAUGUCCUUGGCAUUCUGGAUAGAUCUAGUAAAAGUCAGCCAGCUACCAGCCUGAUUUGGAGAUCAGAAGCAGAAGCAUCUGUAAAGCCUUGUGUCCAAGAGGAACAUGCGAGAGUUACAGGUGAAUCAGUACCCGCUUACCCUGGAAGUGCUAUAGCAAGAAAUGACAGCAUGUGGUCAAAAGUAACUGAGGAAGGAACAGAACUAUCACAACGGCUUGUGAGGAGUGGUUUUGCUGGAACUGAAAUAGACCCUGAAAAUGAGGAACUAAUGCUAAAUAUUAGCUCUAGACUACAAGCUGCAGUUGAAAAACUCCUAGAAGCCAUAAGUGAAACCAGCAGUCAGCUUGAACAUGCAAAAGUUACCCAGACAGAGUUGAUGCGUGAGUCAUUUAGACAGAAACAAGAGGCAACAGAGUCACUUAAGUGCCAAGAAGAACUGCGAGAACGCCUUCAUGAGGAGUCCAGGGCCAGAGAGCAGCUGGCUGUGGAGCUCAGUAAGGCUGAGGGUAUCAUUGAUGGCUAUGCAGAUGAAAAAACUCUUUUUGAAAGGCAAAUUCAGGAAAAAACUGAAAUAAUAGAUCGUCUUGAGCAAGAGUUGCUCUGUGCCGGUCACAGGUUACAAGAACUGGAAGCAGAGCAGCAACAGAUUCAAGAAGAGCGAGAACUGCUGUGGAGGCAGAAGGAGGCCAUGAAAGCAAAGGCUGGCCCUGUUGAACAGCGACCAGUAGAUGCUGCAGUUGAUGCAGCACCUGGAGCAGAAUUUCUACAGGAGACAGAAAAACUAAUGAAGGAAAAACUAGAAGUGCAAUGUCAAGCUGAAAAAGUACGUGAUGAGCUUCAAAAACAAGUGAAAUCUCUAGAAAUAGAUGUUGAAGAACAAGUCAGUAGGUUUAUAGAGCUGGAGCAAGAAAAAAAUGCUGAACUGAUAGAUUUAAGACAGCAAAACCAAGCCCUGGAAAAGCAGUUGGAAAAAAUGAGAAAAUUUUUAGAUGAACAAGCCAUCGAUAGAGAACAUGAGAGAGAUGUAUUUCAACAGGAAAUACAGAAGCUGGAGCAGCAACUUAAAGCUGUUCCUCGAUUCCAGCCUGUCAGUGAGCAUCAAACCAGAGAGGUAGAACAGUUAACAAACCAUCUGAAAGAAAAAACAGACAAGUGUAGUGAGCUUUUGCUGUCUAAAGAGCAGCUGCAGAGAGAUGUACAAGAAAGGAAUGAAGAAAUUGAGAAGUUGGAAUUCAGAGUACGAGAGCUGGAGCAAGCCUUACUCAUCAGUACUGACUCCUUUCAGAAGGUAGAGGACCGGAAGCAGUUUGGAGCAAUAGAAGCUAAAGCAGAGUUGUCUCUAGAAGUUCAGUUACAAGCUGAGCGAGAUGCUAUAGACAGAAAGGAAAAGGAGAUCACAAACUUAGAAGAACAAUUAGAACAGUUUAGAGAAGAACUGGAAAAUAAAAACGAAGAAGUUCAGCAACUACAUAUGCAACUAGAAAUACAGAAAAAGGAAUCCACUACCCGCCUGCAAGAACUUGAACAAGAAAACCAAUUAUUUAAGGAUGAAAUGGAGAAACUGGGAUUUGCCAUAAAGGAAUCUGAUCCUGUCUCUACUCAGGAUCAACAUGUUCUGUUUGGGAAAUUUGCUCAGAUAAUACAAGAAAAAGAGAUAGAAAUUAACCAGUUAAAUGAGCAACUUAUAAAACUCCAGCAGCAACUUAAACUUACAACAGAUAACAAGGUCAUUGAAGAAAAGAAUGAACUGAUAAGGGAUCUAGAAACCCAAAUAGAAUGUCUGAUGAGUGAUCAGGAACGUGUGAGGAGAAGCAGAGAAGAAGAAACAGAGCAGCUCAAUGAAGUGAUUGAGAAGCUUCAACAAGAAUUGGCAAAUAUCGAACAGAAGACAUCAGUGGAGGCCAGAACCCUCCCAGAAGCAGCAGACAGUUUAAAACAUCAGCUGGAUAAGGUGGUAGCUGAAAAGCUGGCUUUGGAACAGCAAGUAGAAACAACCAAUGAGGAAAUGGCCUUCACAAAAAAUAUGCUCAAAGAAACCAAUUUUAAAAUGAAUCAGCUAACACAAGAAUUAUGCAGCUUGAAGAAAGAACAUGAAAGUAGGGAAGAACUCCAAAGUGUUCCUGAGAAAAGUGCCUGUGUGGCCGUCAAUGAGCCCAGCAGAGACAAACUUAAACUACAAGAAAUCCCUACUGAGGAUGCACUUAAGCCCCUAGAAAAUCUGACUUCCCUCAAAUCGCUUGAAGAAACUACCAGAGUUUCUAGAAGUUUAGAAGCAAAGUUACUGCAGCUGGAGAGUUCUGUUAAUACAAAGGACUUGGAACUUACCCAGUGUUAUAAACAAAUAAAAGACAUGCAGGAGCAAGGCCAGUCUGAAACAGAAAGGCUUCACAAGAAGAUCAACAACCUACAGAAGAUACUCGAGGAAAAAGUUGCUGCUGCACUUGUGAGUCAAGUCCAGCUUGAGGCAGUUCAGGAAUACAUGAAGCUCUGUCAAGAAAAGCGAACAGCUCCAACAGAGCCGGAAAAGAUAAACAUGCAGAAUUUAAAUCAAAUAGGAAGCAAUGUGGAAUCAGAUGUCUCCACCUUAACUGUGAGAAUAUCAGAAUUAGAAAGCCAAGUGGCUGACAUGCAUGCUAGUUUAAUGUCAGAAAAAGAACAAGUAGAAAUUGCAGAGAAAAAUGCUUUGGAAAAAGAAAAGAAACUGUUAGAGCUGCAGAGGCUGCUGGAGGGCCCGAAGAAGCAGCCUGAAGGGAGGGUCAGGAAAGGAAGCCCACAAGGAGAUUUUGAGGGGCUCAAGACAACUGCUGAGCUGAUUCAUACCAGUGGAGAUAGUGGAUUUUUGGCUGGAAUUGAUCAUCUUAGAGCUGAGUCAGUGACCAUCAAAGAACUUGCCGGUUAUAAAGAAAAGGCAGACAACCUUCAGGAAGAGCUUUUGGUAAAAGAAAGAACUAUAACAUCUCUUCAGAAAGAGUUAAGCGAAAUUAAGGAUCAACUCACAGAAACCAAAGAAAAAUUAUCUCACUUCUUAGAAACAGAAGAUAGAACUGGAGAACAAGAGGACAGAAAGGUUCCCCAGUUAGUGCCACUUCCUAUUACAGUGGGUAAAAGCUCUGCAUCCCAGACAGAGGACGCCGUCAAGGUCAGCUGCAGCAAUCAGACCCCACAGAUCCUCCUUAGAAAUGCAGGAGUUCAAAUUGAUUUGCAGCACACAUGUUCCCCAGAAGAGGUCACUGACAUCAUCAGUCAGUUUACUGAAAAAAUGGAACAAAUGCAAGAACUUCAUGCUGCUGAAAUUUUGGAUAUGGAAUCCAGACAUAUUUCAGAAACUGAAACUUUGAAGGGAGAACAUUAUGUUGCAAUUCAGUUAUUGACUGAGGAAUGUGGUACCUUGAAGGCUGUGAUACAGUGUCUGAAAUCUAAAGAGGCAUCCUCCGUUCCUGAAUUAACAUAUUCUAAUGCUUACCAAACUAGAGAAAUGGGUUCCAGUGAUUCUGGGUCAGACUGGGGCCAGGGAAUAUAUCUUACACAAACUCAAGGAUUUGAUACAGCAUCAGAAGGUCAUGAAGAAGGUGAAAGUUCAACAGAUUCAUUUCCAAAGAAAAUAAAGGGAUUGCUGAGAGCUGUCCAUAAUGAGGGCAUGCAGGUGCUCUCUCUCUCAGAGUCUCCCUAUGGUGAUGGAGAUGACCAUUCUGUUCAGCACAUUACAGAAUCUUGGCUUGAAGAGAGAAGAGCUUAUCUUAGUACCAUCUCAUCUCUUAAGGACUUAAUUACCAAAAUGCAGGUGCAAAGAAAAGCUGAGGUUUAUGACAGUGCUCAAUCUCACGAGAGCCUUUUGGACUGGCGGGGUGAACUUCUACGUGCCCUUCAACAUGUUUUCUUAAAGGAACACAGUGUGUUGCUAGCUGCAUUUCAGACUGAGCUGACAGCUCUGGGUACUAGAGAUGCAGUUGGAUUAUUAAGCCGUUUGCAACAGAGAAUACAGGAGCAGAGUAUUGAAUAUCAAGCAGCUAUGGAAUGUCUCCAGAAAGCAGAUCGAAGGAGUUUGUUAUCUGAAAUUGAAGCAUUGCGCGCCCAGAUUAAUGGCAGGAAAGUGACCCUGAAAAGAGAGCAAGAAAGUGACAAGCCAAGCCAGGAAGUCUUGGAAUACAAUAUGCAACAGAAGCAGUCUCAGAUGCUGGAGAUGCAAGUGGAGCUCAGCAGUGUGAAGGACCGAGCAGCUGAGCUGCAGGAACAGUUGAGUUCAGAAAAAAUGGUGGUUGCUGAACUAAAAAGUGAACUCGCACAAACAAAACUGGAGCUAGAAACAACACUCAAGGCCCAGCAUAAGCACCUAAAGGAGUUAGAAGCAUUCAGGUUGGAAGUUAAAGAUAAGACAGAUGAAGUGCAUUUACUUAAUGAUGCAUUAGCAAGUGAGCAGAAGAUGUCAAGAGAGCUUCAGUGGGCUUUGGAGAAAGAGAAAGCCAAGUUGGAACACAGUGAAGAACGGGAUAAAGAAGAACUUGAGGACCUGAAAUUUUCACUUGAGGAUCAGAAACAGAGGAAUAUGCAGUUAAAUCUCCUUUUGGAACAACAGAAACAACUACUAAAUGAAUCACAGCAGAAAAUGGAAUCACAAAAGAUGCUAUAUGAUGCCCAGCUCUCAGAAGAACAAGGCCGAAACUUAGAGCUUCAAGUACUUCUGGAAUCUGAGAAAGUUCGAAUUCAGGAGCUGAGGAGCACGCUAGAUAAGGAGCGGGAGUUGCACGCCCAGUUGCAGAGUGGUGAUGACAGUGGGCAGCCUCGGCCGUCCUUACCUUCAGAAGACUUGCUUAAAGAGUUACAGAAACAGCUAGAGGAAAAGCACAGCCGCAUCGUAGAACUGUUGAAUGAGACUGAAAAAUAUAAACUGGAUUCUCUGCAAACAAGGCAGCAAAUGGAAAAAGACAGGCAGGUUCAUUGGAAGACAUUGCAGACAGAGCAGGAGGCUAACACCCAGGGACAGAGGAAAAUGCAUGAGCUCCAGUCCAAAGUAGAGGAUCUGCAGCACCAGCUGGAAGAGAAAAGGCAGCAGGUGUACAAGUUAGACCUUGAAGGGAAGCGACUGCAAGGAAUCAUGCAGGAAUUCCAGAAACAAGAACUAGAAAGAGAGGAAAAGCGGGAAAGCAGACGAAUUCUGUAUCAGAAUCUUAAUGAGCCAGCCACCUGGAGCUUCACUAAUGAUCGAACUAGAAACUGGGUUCUUCAGCAGAAGAUGGAAGGAGAGACAGAAGACUCAAGCUACGCAAAGUUGAUUGAAAUGAAUGGAGGAGAAACUGGCCACAGUCAUGAACUGGAAAUAAUCAGGAAAAAGCUUCAGUGUGUAGCCUUAAAACUGCAACAUCUAGCCCAGAAAGCCUGCAACAGACUACAGUUUGAAACAACAGAUGUUGAAACUUUUAUUUGGGUUCAAGAAAAUAUUGAUGGAAUUAUUUUACAACUACAUAGACUAACUGGCCAGCCAAGAGAAGAGCAUAGCUUAAUGCCACCAAGUACUUCCUGUGGCUCAUUGACUGAAAGACUGCUGAGACAGAAUGCUGAACUGACAGGGCAUAUCAGUCAGCUAACUGAAGAAAAGAAUGAUUUAAGGAACAUGGUCAUGAAGCUGGAAGAACAGAUGAGGUGUUAUCGACAGACAGGAGCGGGUAGAGAUUAUUCUUCUAGGUUUUCCUUCGGUGGUGCUAACAUCGAAGUCAUCAUUGCUUCGGAAAAAGAAGUCUGGAACAGGGAAAAGUUGGCUCUUCAGAAAUCCUUGAAAAAGGCAGAAGCUGAAGUGUGCAAACUGAAAGCUGAACUGAGAAAUGAUUCUUUACUUCAGAAUCUGAGCCCUGACACUGAACAUGCCACCUUGAAGAGAAUUUAUGGUAAAUAUCUGAGAGCUGAAAGUUUUCGAAAAGCUCUCAUUUAUCAGAAGAAAUACCUGCUGCUACUGCUUGGGGGGUUCCAAGAGUGUGAGGACGCCACUUUGGGGCUACUCGCCCGCAUGGGGGGGCACCCUGCCUUCACUGAUCUCGAGGUGAUCACCAACCGCCCAAAGGGUUUCACCAGGUUUCGAUCAGCUGUCAGAGUGUCUAUUGCAAUUUCGAGAAUGAAAUUUUUGGUUCGGCGGUGGCACAGAGUCACAGGUUCUAGUUCCAUCAAUAUUAACAGGGAUGGUUUUGGCCUGAGUCCAGGUGCUGAAAAGACUGAUCCGUUUUAUCAUUCUUCUGGUGGACUGGAACUGUAUGGAGAAGCCAGACACAUGACAUAUCGCUCAAGAUCAGAUCUGGACUAUCCUAGAUCUCCUUUGCCAUUUCAAAAUAGGUACCCAGGCACUCCAGCUGAUUUAAAUCCCGGUUCCCUGGCAUGUUCUCAACUUCAGAAUUAUGAUCCUGAUAGAGCUCUGACAGAUUAUAUCACUAGGCUAGAGGCACUGCAAAGACGACUUGGAACUGUACAGUCAGGUUCAGCUACUCAGUUUCAUACUGGUAUGAGAAGAUAAUCCUUUGAAGCAUCAUUAAUUGAAGUUAUUUUCAACACAUUUCCUUUUGUAAAUCAAUGGCUCUUUUGUGCUUUUGUAUUGUGAAUAUUCCAUGGGACCAAUACAAACACAGCUUCUGAUUAUAUACAAAAGCCUUGCCAGAACACGAAGAGAAACUGGAGUUUGUGUAUAUAAGCAUUGUGUAUGUGUUCAUGCACAAUAAUCAUUAAAUUACAUGUAUAUUUGUGGAAUGCUAAUUUAAAUGAUUAAAUUAUAAACCUUGUGUAUUUAUCAAAUGGGUGAAAAUAUUAAACUUUUGCGAAUUAUGAUACUGCUGAAUGUGUAGCUUGCGGUGUCCUGCACUUUCCUUUUAAGGCUACUGAAGUUACAUGUUUCUGCCUAAUAUAUUUGCUACUGGUGAUGAAGACAGAACAUACCACUUGUAGAGACCUAUUUUUGUAUAAUGGUAGAAGUUUUGAAUUUUAUGGGGUAUUUUGUCAAGUACUGAAAUAAAAAUGACUUCACCAUUUUCAUGACACUGCA
This is a messenger RNA of Nannospalax galili (Upper Galilee mountains blind mole rat), 12394 nucleotides long. RefSeq names its product A-kinase anchoring protein 9 (gene Akap9). Gene Ontology annotation, molecular function: molecular adaptor activity; DNA binding; potassium channel regulator activity. The transcript has 51 exons. The record is from RefSeq and is a predicted model, not a curated record. Gene Ontology annotation, cellular component: cis-Golgi network; Golgi stack; centrosome. Bases 161 to 11872 code for a protein of 3903 amino acids. Gene Ontology annotation, biological process: regulation of Golgi organization; positive regulation of peptidyl-serine phosphorylation; maintenance of centrosome location. NCBI's taxonomy places the organism in Eukaryota, Metazoa, Chordata, Mammalia, Rodentia, Spalacidae.